AUGAGGGGCUUGGACCGCGAGGACAAGGGCAUAUCCGACGCAGUCAACCGUCUUCUCAAGCCACCGACCCUCCGCUCGCCGCUUACCUCGACCGCGUUCAAUUACCGUCGCCGCGCCGUGAUCAACGACGGAGUCCGCAAGCGCCUCGAGCAAAUCUACAGCCUUCCUGACUACAAUGACCUGCAGCCCUCUGCGCGACGUGUCGGUCAGACCAAGCGAGCGAGGCAGCCAUCACUACUCCAAGAGGCGAUUGCCCAGCCUGCCAGCACGCCGGCCGGAACGCGUCAGGACGACAAGGAGGGCAGCGACGAGGAUACGAAGACGAGGCGUAGAGCAUGUGGCGGAGAAUGUGCUUGGAGAAACGAACUCAUAAUAUACACGCUCCUGCGCGACUACGCGGGUGAGGUCCCUUAA
This is a messenger RNA of Peniophora sp. CBMAI 1063, 414 nucleotides long. The record is from the annotation of a GenBank genome assembly. Lineage: Eukaryota; Fungi; Basidiomycota; Agaricomycetes; Russulales; Peniophoraceae.